CAGCACCGGUAGUGGCGCUCCUCCAAUUUCACCAAAUCGCGUUCAACAUGUCGGCAGCAGGGAACCCCACUCGUGGCACGUUACAAGCCAUCAAAUAUAAGCGAGGUAGCUUGGAAAUUCUUGAUCAACGUAUUCUUCCUCACGAGACCAAAUAUCUCAAGGUUGAAGUGACUCAAGAUGCAUGGGAAGCGAUCAGAGAGAUGAAGGUGCGUGGAGCUCCAGCCAUUGCCAUCACAGGCUGUCUCAGCAUUGCUGUAGAACUCGACAAAACCGAGAAUAAAUCUAAGGAAGAGCUAUGCAAGUUUGUAAAGUCCAAGUUGGAUUACCUGAUAACGGCAAGGCCAACUGCUGUAAAUAUGAGGGAUGCCGCAACUACUGUCAUGAUUUGGCUAGAGGCUGUGGCAGGGGAUGAGAAAAAGAGCCCAGAUGAUGUUCGAUUGUUGUUGAUUGAGUUUAUCGAAAAGAUGUUGGAAGAUGAUGUACAGUGUAAUAAAAUGCUUGGCCGCAUUGGUGCGGAUGACAUCCUGAGCAGGUGCAGCCAGGUGUCUGUCGGCGUGCUGACCCAUUGCAAUACUGGCUCACUAGCAACAGCUGGUUAUGGAACUGCAUUAGGUGUAAUUCGCUCGCUAUUUGAGAGAGGAAAACUACACCAUGCCUACUGCACAGAGACUCGCCCAUACCAUCAAGGAUCGCGUCUGACGGCAUUUGAAAUAGUCUAUGAACAAAUUCCAGGGACGUUGAUAUGCGACAGUAUGGCAGCUAUCCUCAUGAAGAAACGUGAUAUCUCUGCUGUUGUUGUUGGUGCUGAUAGGGUCGUUGCUAAUGGUGAUACAGCUAACAAAAUCGGGACCUACCAGUUGGCAAUUUUGGCUAAAUAUCAUGAUAUUCCCUUUUAUGUGAUUGCACCGUCCACAUCGAUAGAUUUGAGUAUGCGGACGGGCGACGAGAUACAAAUUGAGGAGAGACCUCCAGAGGAGCUGGUUCAUAUCAAGGGGAUCAAAAUAGCGGCAGACGGUAUAAACGUUUGGAACCCUGCCUUUGAUGUCACGCCUGCGAAACUCAUCACUGGAGGAAUCGUCACAGAGUAUGGACUUUUCAAGCCUGAAGAAAUGGAAGAACGGCUUCUGGCUGUGAAGAAGAAAUAACGUCUGCUGAACUUAGGGACUUCCAUUAUUUUUCAUUUUAUUAAAAUUAUUGGGUUUUGAAGGUGGAAUAAUUUAUCUAGGUGAAAGUUUGGAAUGGUGGUCUUACAGAUGCAUGUUUCUUCUAAUUAUUCCUAAUAAUACCGCUUGUAGUAAAGUCAGUUGUUGUCUUGAGGUGCCUAAUUACCUCCAUUGUAAUUUUAUAUAUAGUAUGUCAGAGUAAAUAAAAAACUAUUUAUGAAAUGAGCAUAAUGCCAUCCUCAAUUUAUUUUUAUCUUCAUUGAAAUGCUGUAUUACGACUUGUAGGAAUAACAGUACGUACCAUAAUAUCUCUGUAAACAGGGCAAUUAACCCUUCACACCAAGCUAAUUGGCUUAAAUAAACUUGAUUGCCCAUGGCCAAUGUAAUCGUUGAGGUGUGGUAAUUGGACGACUUGACUGAAACAUUUAGCAGUGCCCUUAUUUUUUUGUAUUGGUAGUGUAGUCUGGUGGAAUUUAGUAAAACUAACAACAAUGGGAGACGCCCGUGAACUGCGUAAUGUGGCAAAAUCUCUGAAUUUGGGUGGAGAUGAUCAUUUUUUCGGCUCGCUUAUAUAUUAUUGCUCUUACCUUUUACAGAUGUAUUGUCCGCCUGAUGCUCAUGAUGUGAUGUGUGACCUGCUCUUUAAAUUAAUACCAGUAGGCUCUCCACUUCAGAAACUGAGCUAUACAAUCAUGAGCUGAUUGUGUGCAUAGAUAUCUUUAAAAGGAUUUAUGACACAUGAAAUUUGCUAUCUGAUAUCAUUUGUAUUGUUAUUCGAAAGUAGAUAGUAAUUAAAAAUUGUACACACAGUGCAAUCAGUUGAAAUCGGGACGACCUAGUACAUGUAGUAAUUAAUACGUCAUGUGGACUGUCCCAAUUGUUUGACAAAAUCAUAAGUCAUGUAAGUGGGACAUAUUGUGUACAAAAAUGUAGAUGUUGAUAUCAGAAAUCAAAAACGUGUCAAGCCCUUGUC
Lineus longissimus is the source of this 2136-nucleotide messenger RNA. Its product is annotated as methylthioribose-1-phosphate isomerase-like. The coding region runs from base 48 to 1145 and encodes 365 amino acids. The transcript has 5 exons. Lineage: Eukaryota; Metazoa; Nemertea; Pilidiophora; Heteronemertea; Lineidae. Gene Ontology annotation, molecular function: S-methyl-5-thioribose-1-phosphate isomerase activity. The record is from RefSeq and is a predicted model, not a curated record.